Messenger RNA from Sungouiella intermedia, 1566 nucleotides. The record is from the annotation of a GenBank genome assembly. Lineage: Eukaryota; Fungi; Ascomycota; Pichiomycetes; Serinales; Metschnikowiaceae.
AUGCCCCGAAUUGAGGAAUUGAGAGGUGAGAUUGUGAAGGAUACGGACCGAGUUUCGUGGUACAACCUUGUCACUAUUUUAUUUGUCGCAUACUCCGUACUGAAUUGGAUUCGACAAUACAUUAUCUUCAAAAGAUCUGGUGCAAGUCAUGCUCCCCAAAAAGGAGAUCGGCUUCUUGGUUUCCGGAACGUUGCAGAAACUAUCAAACACCAGAAGGAUGGUACCUUGCCAGAGUUUUUCCAAUCCAAGUUUUCAAUUGAAGUAAAGACCUACCGACGCUACAUUGCUGCGAAGGCAGGCUUUCAUACCAAAGAUCCGGAGAACAUCAAGGCCAUUUUGGGCACAAAAUUCAAUGAUUUUAACUUGGGACGCUACAGUGCCGUUAGGUUGACGUUGGGUGAAGGGAUCUUCACAUUGGAUGGAAGCGGAUGGAAGCACUCCAGAGCCAUGUUGAGACCACAAUUUGCAAGAGAACAGGUUGGCCAUGUAACUUCUUUAGAACCUCACAUUCAGGCUUUGGCCACGAGAAUAAGACACACAAAAGGUAAAAGUUUUGAUCUUCAGCCAUUAUUCUUUGAGUUAACCAUUGACAGCGGAACUGAAUUCCUCUUUGGAGAGUCCUGUGACUCUUUGAGCGCUGAAAAGAAUGCGGAAAUACAACCAAACUCAUUCAUGCAACUAAAGUAUGACUUCCCUGACUGUUUCAACCAAGUGCAAAAUGUGCUUUUUAGCCGUGUUACUUUGCAAUCGCUUUAUUUCCUACGUGACGGAUUCAAGUUCAGAAGAUCCAACAAGGUCGUUCAUAACUUCACCGAUUUUUACGUGCAAAAAGCCUUACGAGCCACAGAAGAAGAGAUCGAGAAAUAUUCCAAGGACGGAUAUGUCUUUUUGUAUGAACUAGCCAAACAGACAAAGGAGCCUAAAGUGUUAAGAGAUCAGUGCUUGAACAUCUUAUUGGCUGCUCGGGACACCACAGCUGGCUUAUUAUCGUUUACGUUCUUCGAGUUGGCUCGUAACCCACAAAUUCUAGAGACUUUACGUGAAGAAAUUUACAAACAUUUUGGUAACGGUGAAGACUUGUCUCUUAUCACAUUUGAGUCACUCAAGAAAUGUGAGUACCUUAAGUGGGUACUUCAUGAGGCGCUCCGCAUGUAUCCAUCUGUUCCUUUCAACUUCCGGGUGGCAGAGAAAAAUACAACACUUCCUCGUGGAGGAGGUCCAGACGGUAUGUCCCCUGUCUUCAUUCCACGAGGUUCCCCUGUCGCAUACACCAUCUACGCUAUGCAGCGUGACCCAGAGUAUUACGGCGAAGAUGCGGAAGUAUUCAGACCAGAAAGAUGGGGCGAGCCAUUGGCGAAGAAAUUUGGAUGGGCAUUUAUUCCUUUCAAUGGUGGCCCUAGAAUUUGUUUGGGUCAGCAGUUUGCAUUAACGGAGGCAUCUUAUACAACUGUGAGACUCUUGCAGUUGUUUAAGAAAAUCGAAUCAUUUGACGAAAGAUAUCCUCCUAGAAAGCAAACCCACUUGACGAUGUCUUUAUUUGACGGAUGUAAUAUCUCUAUGUAUUAA